This is a messenger RNA of Hibiscus syriacus, 459 nucleotides long. RefSeq names its product heavy metal-associated isoprenylated plant protein 7-like. Gene Ontology annotation, molecular function: metal ion binding. NCBI's taxonomy places the organism in Eukaryota, Viridiplantae, Streptophyta, Magnoliopsida, Malvales, Malvaceae. Bases 1 to 459 code for a protein of 152 amino acids. The record is from RefSeq and is a predicted model, not a curated record. The transcript has 2 exons.
AUGGGAGAGAAAAAGGUUGAAGAAGAUGAAUCUGCUCAACCACAGGAGAUUAUCUUGAAAGUUUACAUGCAUUGCGAAGGCUGCGCUCGUAAAGUCCGAUGUUGUCUCAGGGGUUUUCAAGAAGUGGAAGAUGUAAUGACGGACUGCAAGAGCAAUAAAGUGGUGGUGAAAGGUGACAAAGCCGACCCUUUAAAAGUUCUCGAGAGAGUUCAAAUUAAAAGCAACUGCCAAGUUGAGCUUCUCUCACCCAUCCCAAAGCCACCGUCCACGGCGGAGGAAAAAGAAAAGCACAAGGGUGGAGAAAAGAAAGAAGAGGUGAUGGCUGUGGUGGUGAUGUUAAAGGUUCACAUGCACUGUGAAGCUUGUGCUCAAGAAAUCAAGAAACGUAUUCAAAGAAUGAAAGGUUUCAAUUUCUUUCCUCAUUGCAUUUGUUUAUUGAAUUCAUUAGCUCUUUUUUAA